This is a messenger RNA of Ixodes scapularis (black-legged tick), 4070 nucleotides long. RefSeq names its product zinc finger protein 501-like. The coding region runs from base 252 to 1685 and encodes 477 amino acids. The record is from RefSeq and is a predicted model, not a curated record. The transcript is spliced from 2 exons. Lineage: Eukaryota; Metazoa; Arthropoda; Arachnida; Ixodida; Ixodidae. Gene Ontology annotation, biological process: regulation of transcription by RNA polymerase II. Gene Ontology annotation, molecular function: DNA-binding transcription factor activity, RNA polymerase II-specific; RNA polymerase II cis-regulatory region sequence-specific DNA binding.
CCCGUCUCUGCGAGUUUCUAUCUGGGCGAGCGUCGUGCCGGCGUGUGGUCGUGUGUCUAGCUGUGAUACUAUACUCGCAGAAAUUCUGAUUUACGGUGGAGACGACAGACACCGAUUGGGGCUCGCUAACCUCCCGCUCACUAAGCGUUCAACACGAUUACAGUUACGGGAGCCUUGUGGGAAUCGACUUGGCUUCAGUGAGGCGGCGUUUGGCGGGUGUCCUUGGAGCCUGAUCCCAUUUAACACUUCGUAUGGAACCGAAUCAGUCUUCAAGUCACGGUGAUGGAGUCAGAUGGUUAGGGGAAGCCAGCUGCCCCCUGAAAGUCACCGAGGACAUCUGGUUCGGAUGCUGUUCCUGCACCUAUGUCACCAGAGAUCAGCAUGCAAUUUUGAGCCAUCUGGCUGCCCAUGGUGAUGAACAAUCCAAGUGCCAGCAUCCUUCCAUGUCUGGCUCAUCCCAAGUGCUCAGCAACACUGGGAACCACAAGAGUGAAAAGCCAUUUAAGUGCAAGCUUUGCUCCCAAGAGUUUGCUUAUAAUUCCCUUCUGACCUGUCAUAAUCGAACACAUGCUGGUGAAAAACAAUUUAAGUGCAUGCAAUGCCCCAAAGCCUUCGCUUGGAAGAAAAGUCUGAUGUACCAUAGUCGAACACACACAGGUGAAAAGCCAUUUAAGUGGAAGCUUUGUCCCAAAGAGUUUGCUUGUAAUUCCCUUCUGACCUACUAUAAUCAUUUGCACACUGGUGAAAAGCCAUUUAGAUGCAUGAAGUGCACCAAAGCCUUUGCUAAAAAUUCUUCUCUGCAAAGACAUAAUCGAACACACACAGGUGAAAAGUCAUUUCAGUGCAUGCAAUGCCCCAAAGCCUUUGUUCAUAGUAAAGAUCUGAUCUACCACAACCGAACACACACAGGUGAAAAGCCAUUUAAGUGCAAGCUUUGCCCCGAAGAGUUUGCUUGUAAUUCCCUUCUGACCUACCAUAAUUAUUUGCACACCGGUGAAAAGCCAUUUAAGUGCUUGCAAUGCCCCCAAGCCUUUGUUAAAAAUUCUGAGCUGUGUCGUCAUAAUCAACUACACACUGGUGAAAAGCCAUUUAAGUGCAAGCAGUGCCCCCGAGCCUUUGCUCAAUAUUCUUAUCUGCGAAGGCAUAAUCGAAUGCACACUGGUGAAAAGCCAUCCAAGUGCAAGUGGUGCUCCAAAGCCUUUGCUGACAGUAGCAGGCUGGCCCACCACAAUCGUACACACACAGGUGAAAAGCCAUAUAAGUGCAAGCAGUGCCCCAAAGCCUUUGCUGGAAGUUCAUCCCUGAAAAUUCAUAAUCGAACCCACACUGGUGAAAAGCCAUUCAAGUGCAAGCAGUGCCCCCAAGCUUUUGCUGAAAAUUCCCAUCUUCAAAACCAUAAUCGAACACACACUGGUGAAAAGCCAUUUAAGUGCAAACAGUGCCCCCGAGCCUUUGCUGAACAAACUGCUCUGAGAAAACAUAAUCGAACACACACUGGUGAAAAGCCAUUUAAGUGCAAGCAGUGCCCCCGAGCCUUCGCUGAAAAUGCUGCUCUGAGAAAUCAUAAUCGAACACACACUGGUGAAAAGCCUUUUAAGUGCAAGCAGUGCCCCAAAGCUUUUUCUCAGAGUAGGAGUCUGUCUUACCACAACAGAGCACACGCAGGUGAAAAGCCAUUUAAGUGAAAGCAGUGCCCCCAAGCCUUUGCUACAAAUUCCCAUCUUCAAAGCGAUAAUCGAAAGACACUGGUGAAGAGCCAUUAAAAUGCAAGCAGUGCACCCGAGCCUUUGCUGAAAAUACUGCUCUGAGAAAUCAAACUCACUGGUGAAAAGCCAUUUAAGUGCAAGCAGCGCCCCCUAGUCUGCUCAAAAUUCCUCUCCACAAAACCAUAAUCUAACACAUACAGGUGAAGUCAUUUAAGUGCAAGCAGUGCCCCCAGAGCCUUUUCUCAUAAUACUAGUCUGAUCCACCAUUAUCAAAAACAGUGUUCAAGGGGGAAUGAGGGUCUUUAACUUUCUUAAUUUUUCAUUUAUCGUGUUGAAAUUUAGUAUACUGAUGUAUUUUCCAAUGGUGAUUUCAAAUACACAAUGAGUUUUCAGAUAGCUUUACUAUAUCCUGAGCUAUCAAUAAAUUCAUAAUUUUAACUAGGCCCUCAUUAUGGGUGGUUAGCAUAAAAUUCUUUAGAAUAUAUCAACUGCCUAUAGAAUUGCAUUCACCAAGACAUGCUUUGUGCAGUGAUGCUAUUUCUGUUGCUUUAUGUGAUACAAUCAUUUUAAUUAUAUAGUUCUAAAGCCUUAAUUAGACACUAACAAUCUGUAAGAAGCACCUAAUUAAAAUUCCAUAUUGAUAACUCGGGAUCUAGUAAAGCUACCUAAAGACUAAUUGUAUGUUUAAAAUCACCACUGAGAUGCAUCAGUAUGCUAAAUUUCAGCAAAAUAAUAAAAAAUAAAAAGUUAAGAGAUUUUUAUCACCUUAAAAACUAUACAAGUGCAAACAAUGCCCUAAAAGCUUUGGUCAGUGUAGUUGUUUUUACUCCAGAACCAAAUGCACACGUAUGGAAUGCCUCGUGGUUGGCCCGUAAGUUUAGUCUGCCCCAUGUGUAAUUUAGCUUGUGCAAAACAAUGCCUUUUCAAUCAAAGUAUGCAUAUAACUCAGUGCAAAAUAGGUCCCAAGGCCUUUGCUCAGCUUUAUAGUGAAGCUCACCGCAAUGAAGUGCUUAUGCAUAAGAAGCAUCACAAAUCCCAGCAGCAUUCCAGGCCAUUUUCUAAACGGCCUUGCCUCAUUGGGCACAUGCUAAUGCACUAGGUUAACAAACCCUAAGGGCAUUGGCUUAAAGCCUGCAGCAGGUAGGCCUUUCAAAUGCCAGCAAUAUCCAAGAAGUCUCUAUCAUUUUUCCAGCUUGGUUGGCUACACAGUCAGACUCUUUGGCAAUGCUCUGCAGCCUUUCGUCCGAAUGCCAUAAUUUGUCAUCGCACAAACGUAUUGUGUGUAGGAUAUGAUUCUUCUCCAGCUGUGAUCUGGAGGCUGGGUUAAUGAAUGGGAGAAAUUGCCUAAUGAAUUUCAAAGCAGCUACUCUGUGUUCUGCACCUGUAUCUACAUUGGGUCAUUUUCUAUUGCUUGUUCCAAGCUCCCUUGAACUUGUUCGAUGUAUUCUUCUUGAGACAAGGUCUAAUAUGUUUGUAAAAAUGUCUUCGUUUUUUUUUUUUUAUACUACUCUUUUCUAUGGGGAAGGAAGAUGUAAUCGUGCUAAAAGUUAAUGUACGACCUAAAUUCCAUCUUGAUUAUUAAAAAACAAAAAGGUCGACAGUUUUGACUUUUACACUUGUUUCUUUCAGCUGCUGCAGAUUAUGGUACUAAAGUAACGGCUGGUCCGGCAUGCUUGUGACUGCUUAUGACCAAAGAAACUCGUUUUUGAGCCUCUUGUGAGGGUUUACAACUUACUGCACUGCUGUGCAACCGGUUGUAAGCAGUCACAAGAGCCUUGAAAACUGGUCUUGUCUCAGUCGAUUGUAGUCAAAUGGAAGUGUGUGAAUUAAGUAGUGUGGAGUAACUUUUCCAAGAUUUUUGUUUUGACAUCCUUUACAGUGCUAAGACCUCAUUUUAGCAGUUACCUCGGUGGGGAACUAAUUGCCGAGUCUGUGUAUACACCGCGAAACUUGCUGCUACCGGUUGGGACGUCGUUAGUUGAAUGCCUCGCUCUGCCCAGCAAUUUUCGCUAUAGAUUGGUGCUGUAUCCAUUUUGAAUGCCCCUUCUGAACUGCAUUGACGAAACUUGCAGAAAAUUCGUAACUAACAUGCUCAUACUGAAAGUGUUUUUGCCUUCCCUCUUUGCACUGGCAUCUUCACAGUCAUGUAUUUAUGACACCUGCUUUCAGAUAUCACUUUUCUUUGUUUUAGGUUUUCCCAAUAUUUUGUCGCUCCGUGUCCAUUUUCCCGGCAGUUGUUUCCGUGUUGCCUGGCUGUCUGCAUCAGAAUUUUCGAACCGUAGGUUUCAUUGUUUGCUAAAAAGUUCCUUUUUCUUUUUCUUGUGUGUAACACAGGAUAACGAAUGACGAAAUUAAUCCCUGGAG